Messenger RNA from Ostrinia furnacalis (Asian corn borer), 568 nucleotides. RefSeq lists its product as uncharacterized. The transcript has a single exon. The annotation marks the transcript as partial. NCBI's taxonomy places the organism in Eukaryota, Metazoa, Arthropoda, Insecta, Lepidoptera, Crambidae. The record is from RefSeq and is a predicted model, not a curated record.
AUGCAGUCCACGCAAGCAACACCAGAAGACAAAAUGGAACUAUCAGCAGUGACAGUGUCUUCAAGGAUCCCUGAUUUUUGGCGUGACCAACCCCGACUUUGGUUCGUGCAAUGCGAGGCGAUACUGGGACCGCAAAAAUUAAGCGACGAAGCGAGAUACAACUUGGUGGUCACAAAAUUGGGAAAGGAGGUCGUCGAACAAGUUAGCGACAUACUACUGAAACCUCCCGAGUCUGGAAAAUUCGAAGCCUUGAAAACUCGCCUAAUGACUGUCUACGAGGAAUCGGAGAUGCGACAGUUCCAAAAACUCUUAAGUGAGAUGGAACUUGGCGACCAGAAGCCCUCCCAGCUCCUGCGUCGCAUGAGUGACCUAGCUCGCGACAAAAUACCCGAUGAGACUCUAAAAAUCAUGUGGCAGAGCCACCUUCCGUCGUCCGUUCGAGCCGUGCUUGCCGUCAGCGAUGUCCAGGUUUUGGAUAAAUUAGCCGCCAUUGCUGAUAAGGUCAUGGAGACCUCCAGACCCAUACAAAUAUCCGAAGUUCAGGCGUCACCUUCAACCAGUUCAAACG